AUGAUUCAUCCCAUAUAUGAUGACCCAUUGCUGUGGUUACGACCGUUUCCUGCUGAACCCCGGAAUCUACUGGAGAAACAUUGGCAUGAAAUAGCAAUCUCUUUUAUCUUCUAUCAAGUGCUAUACUACUUGAGUGCACCGAUUUGUGCCUAUAUUUUUGGGUCUCAUUAUACACAUGAAAUCUCAAAGAAGCAAAGGAUUAAUUUUGAUAUCCAUGUCGUUGCCCUUGUGCAGUCGUUUAUUUCCAUCUUGUUGACCCUGCCGCUGUUUAAGGACCCCAUGUGGAAAGAAGAUCCAAUCUUUGGACACACGCCUUUUUCCAAUCUUGUUUCUGCUCUGACUGCAGGUUAUUUUAUUUGGGAUUCAAUUGUAUGUAUCCAGCAUUUCAAAAUGUUUGGGUUAGGGUUCUUAUUACAUGCCUUUGCCGCAUUGUAUGUGUUUAUGAUGGCUUUCAAGCCAUUUUGCCAGCCAUGGAUCCCAGCAUACCUUAUCUUCGAAUUAUCUACUCCAUUUGUGAAUAUCAACUGGUUUAUUGCAAGAUUACCUGACGGUUAUGUCUCUACUAAGUUCACUGUUAUCAACGGUUUGCUCCUAAUGGUUACAUUUUUCAGUGUCAGAAUUGUGUGGGGACUCUAUGCAGUUGUUCAAACAUUUGCAGAUUAUUGGCCAAUAAGAGACCAAGUUCCUGGUUGGCUGGCAUUGCCGAUUUUUGCAUUAAACUUGUUGCUGGACGUCUUGAACAUGUACUGGUUUUACAAGAUGGUCCUAAUUGCCAAAAAGAAAUUCAAAAAGUCCAAGAGUAACGACGAAAAGCUUAAGAAAAGUAAAUAA
Messenger RNA from Komagataella phaffii GS115, 831 nucleotides. RefSeq lists its product as uncharacterized. The record is from RefSeq and is a predicted model, not a curated record. Gene Ontology annotation, cellular component: endoplasmic reticulum; membrane. The transcript has a single exon. Bases 1 to 831 code for a protein of 276 amino acids. Gene Ontology annotation, biological process: lipid homeostasis. Lineage: Eukaryota; Fungi; Ascomycota; Pichiomycetes; Pichiales; Pichiaceae.